Messenger RNA from Capsaspora owczarzaki ATCC 30864, 1002 nucleotides. Its product is annotated as exosome component 3. Gene Ontology annotation, molecular function: RNA binding. Lineage: Eukaryota; Filasterea; Ministeriida; Capsasporidae. Gene Ontology annotation, cellular component: cytoplasmic exosome (RNase complex); nuclear exosome (RNase complex). Gene Ontology annotation, biological process: exonucleolytic trimming to generate mature 3'-end of 5.8S rRNA from tricistronic rRNA transcript (SSU-rRNA, 5.8S rRNA, LSU-rRNA); U4 snRNA 3'-end processing; nuclear polyadenylation-dependent rRNA catabolic process. The coding region runs from base 122 to 949 and encodes 275 amino acids. The transcript is spliced from 3 exons. The record is from RefSeq and is a predicted model, not a curated record.
GAUUUCUCGCCAUUGAACACUUUGAACAGCCCCCUUCGAUCGUCUAUCUUCAACUUCUAACUUGUAUCGUAUUCAAUCUUAUUUCAUCUACUACUUUUUGCAUCACAUUCACCAAAGCACAAUGGCGACCAUUGACGAGCUGUUUCCACGCAUUGGCUCGGUGGUGCUGCCGGGCGACGCGCUGGGCGAUCUCGAAGCGGGCGACUCGGCCGACCCUGCCGACGGUCCAGGCUCAACCACCUCAAACUCAAGCUUGCACGCGUUUACGCAGCACGGCGGGCGACUGCGGCUGGGGCCUGGCCUGGCGCAGGAAGGCGGCCGCGUCAUUGCAGCGAGCCGCGCAGGCGUCCUCCAAGGCAGCAUGGGCGCCGCGAGCACGGGCACUGGCGCCAACGCACACUCGAGCCAGGUCGCGCGCCUGUACAUUGCGUCCUCCCAGAAGCGGUAUGUGCCGGCCAAGGACGAGCUCGUCGUCGGGAUUAUCACAGACCGCAUGGGCGAGGCAUUCAAGGUCGACAUUGGCGCGGCUGCAUCUGCGUCGCUCUCGUUCCUGGCGUUCGAAGGCGCAACAAAGCGCAACAGACCCAACUUGGCGAUUGGCGCGCUCGUCUAUGGCAAGCUCGCCGUGGCGAAUAAGGACAUGGAGCCCGAAAUGGUCUGCAUCGACGCGGCAGACAAGGCCGCGGGCAUGGGCGAGCUCACCGGCGGGUAUCUAAUUCACAUUUCAUCAGGCUUGACCCGGAGAUUGCUCUCUCGUGAUCCGGCCGUGCUUAUUGCGCUCGGCAAGCACUUUGCGCUGGAAACGGCGAUUGGGCUCAACGGCCGCACCUGGAUUAACGCACAAACCCCGCAGCAGGUUGUGCUGAUUGCAAACGCCAUCCAAAACUCAGAGUUCAUGACAGUAGCCCAGAUUAACGCGAUGGUGCAGCGAUUAGUGCAAGCGCUUUGAAACGUUAUCAAUAGACAUUUUUUUUCACGCCGGCGUCAUUUCCUGUCGUCGUA